Molecule: messenger RNA, 1170 nt
Organism: Poecilia reticulata (guppy)
Lineage: Eukaryota; Metazoa; Chordata; Actinopteri; Cyprinodontiformes; Poeciliidae
Source: RefSeq, a predicted model, not a curated record
CAUGAGACUUUGUGCCACUCGUUCUUCCUCUGGCUGUGAAAGACUUGGGCUUUCCUUUUGAUUUCUCUCCAAAUAACCUUACAGACUCAUUGGAGAAGUUUCUUGUCUGUCCUCUUUGCGUCAGUGUUGAUUUUUGAGGGGGAAAUAUCUGUGGUAACACUUCAGUUCCACCAACACUGUUUGUUUGUCGGACAUUUGCUCUACUUCUGCAUGUUAUGUCAAUCAGAGCCCACACGUUGGCUUAAAGAAGGCUGUGGAAGCGGCUUUCCAUGGCUCCUCUCCGGGUCCUGUGCAUUCACGGUUACCGUCAGAACGGGAGCUCGUUCCGGGAGAAAACCGGAGCUUUGCGGAAGCUGCUGAAGAAGCAGCUGGAGCUGGUUUACAUCACCGCACCGCUCACCGUGCAGACAGAAGAAGUUCCUAACCAGGAGAAUAAUUCAGUUCCAGCAGCAGGGGGCGACGGAGAGCCUAGGGGCUGGUGGUUUUCUGACAUUCAGGCUCGGAGCUUCAGCGCUCAGCAGCAAUGUGAGAAAAGCUCGGGCCUCGACGACAGCAUAUCAGCGGUGAGGGAAGCCGUGAAGACCCAGGGCCCGUUUGAUGGCGUCCUGGGAUUCAGUCAAGGAGCAGCUUUUGUUGCCAUGCUGUGUUCGCUCCAGGAGCAAAAACUGGAGCUGGAAUUCAACUUCCGCUUUGCCAUCCUUGUUGCCGGUUUCCGCAGCGCUUGUGAGGAGCAUCAAAAGUUCUACGACGCGCCGCUCCAAAUCCCAUCUCUGCACGUGUUCGGACUGGAGGACAGGGUCAUCCCUGACAGCAUGAGCAGGGAUCUUCUGCCCUGCUUCCUGGACCCUCAGGUCCUCAUACAUCCCGGAGGCCAUUUUGUUCCCGCUGCAGCUGCUCACAGGCAAAUGUAUCAGGACUUUCUGAAGAGGUUCCAGUAAGACAACAAAUGCACAGAUUUUCUGUCAGAAUCUGCAACAAAAUAAAAGCUGAAUCACUGGUAGAACUCGGUCCAGACACAGAUUGGAUCUGGAUCUGGACCUUUUUACACUCUUUUGUCUGAUAAAUCUAAAAGAAUAAGAUCAACUGUUAUGCUGAGAGGUGUAACAUCAAUGUAAACUUGCUCAGGGAAAAUCUAAUGUAAAGAGCAAUAAAACGGAUUAUUUAAGAUUA